Molecule: messenger RNA, 9673 nt
Organism: Cololabis saira (Pacific saury)
Lineage: Eukaryota; Metazoa; Chordata; Actinopteri; Beloniformes; Belonidae
Product: FRAS1-related extracellular matrix protein 2-like
Exons: 24
Coding region: 4-9381 (3125 amino acids)
Biological process (GO): cell communication; homophilic cell-cell adhesion
Cellular component (GO): membrane
Molecular function (GO): calcium ion binding
Source: RefSeq, a predicted model, not a curated record
AAGAUGUUGUUCCACAGACUUCUUUUAUGCUUUUUUUCAGUAACAAGCAUCGCCUCCGCGCAGCCCGACAGCUCCGGAUUAUUUUACGCGCUCCGGUCGGAGCUGUCGGAGGACGCGAUCCUGGUGGCCAACAACGGCGUGCGUGUGCCUCUGGGGCGCUCGGUCUUCAUCGACCCCGUCAACGACCUGGUGAUCCAGACGCAGCCGGGGGACCGGUGCAGCAUCACCGUCCUGGACAACGACCCUCUCGCGCAGAGACCCGGCCAUCUCUUCCCCAAAAAGUUUCCCUGCGAUUUCGGUCCCAGCGACGUGGUUUAUUCCCACCACGGCUCCCGGAGUCCGGCCAGGGACAGAGUGCGGCUGCAGCUCCGCUACGACGCGCACAGCGAGACCGUCAUCAUCCCCUUCAUGAUGGAGGUGGAGGUGAUCUUUACGCAGCUGGAGUUACUCACCAAAAACAUGCCUCUCACCGUCGACAACCUCAAAGGGACCAGUAACCCUAUCGAUAAGAAGAUUUUAGAGUUUACUUAUGACAGAGACUCUUACAAAUGCGAGGUGACGUCCCUCUCCAGCAGCAGCCCGCUGCCGAGGUAUGGGAAACUCAUUGAUGGGGGGAAACUUUCCACAAUGAUGGACUGUGAUGAAUUCACGCAAGCCGACAUCCGCUACGAGCACAUAUUCAAGCGUAAAUCUCCCAACAGGGAUUAUGUUCCCAUGGUGGUGGAGCUGCAUGAUAAGGAAGGCAACCAAGUGAAACAGGAGUAUUUUCAUCUUAUGGUUCGCAUUAAAGAGGGAGAGGAGAACACUCCUCCCAAACCCAGCUUCGUGUCCAUGAUGAUGGUGGAAGUGAGCCAGUUUGUGAUGACUGCCCUGACUCCUGACAUGCUCGCUGCUGAGGAUGCAGAGUCAGACCCCGAAGAGCUUAUUUUUAAUAUAACUUCCCCCUUAUCCUACGAGGAGGGCUAUAUAGUCAGCACGGAUGACAGAAACCUCCCAAUCACAUCCUUCUUCCAAAGAGACUUGCGUGAUCUGAAAAUAGCUUAUGUUCCACCCUCGUUGGACUCGGAUACUGAGAGGAUUUUCCAGACUGAGUUUGAGGUCGUAGACACAGAGGGGGCCGUCUCGGACCCCUUUGCCUUCAUGAUUGUUGUGAAGCCAAUGAACACUCUGGCCCCCGUUGUGACGCGCAACACGGGCCAGCUGCUGUACGAGGGGCAGUCCCGGCCUCUCAUCAGCACCUACAACCUGGAGGUCAGCGACGAGGACAACCUGGAGGCCGUCACCAUCACCGUGCUGGAUGGGCUGCGACACGGCGACCUCGUGGUGCUCGGCUCUCACAGGAAGUUCUUCACCCCUGCCGAGCUGGCCACGGGGGCCGUGGUGUACCAGCACGAUGGGAGUGACACAUACAGCGACAACAUUGUCUUCAAGAUGACGGAUGGGAAGAAUGAAGUAGAAUUCCUCUUCCCAAUCACAAUUGUCCCCACUGAUGACGAGCCUCCGAUUAUCAACGCCAACACCGGUCUGGUUCUUUUCAAAAAUCAAAUGAUGCCUAUAUCUCCUCUCGCGCUCAGCGCCGCUGAUAUAGACUCAGAGGACUCAACUAUUAAAUUCAUCGUUGUUCCCCCUUUUUCCACGAUCGGCACGGUGCUCCUGAGGCAGUCGGACGCCCCGGAGGACCCUUCCUCUUGGACGUUUAGUACAGAGGAUGAAGUGUACGAAAAGGAGGUGACUGAGUGGAUUCUGAAAGAUAUCAUAGACGGAAAGUUGUUUUACAGACACACAGGCCCUCACAACACUGGUGCAGUUAUGGAUCAGUUUGUUUUCACGGUUCAGGAUGACAACGACCCCCCUAAUCUAUCAGAAAAUAACGUAUUUAUAAUUCGGAUUUUACCUGUCGAUGACGUACCCCCUGAGCUCUUCCCCGGAACCAGCCUGCAGAUGACUGUUGAGGAAUACAAGCUCACUCACCUCAGCAAAGACGUACUGCGCUAUACUGAUCUAGACUCUGAGGAUCGUGACCUCAAAUACACAGUUAUCCAGCCUCCGACAGAUAUAGAUGAAAACAACCCAAUUAUGUUUGGUUCGCUGGUUCUGACGGAGAGCCCAGACAUUAAAGUGACAGAGUUCACACAGGCUCAAAUCAACCACCAUAAGGUCUCCUACGCCCCCCCAGAUGUUGAGCUGGGAAUAACUGCCCAUGUCGUGCAGUUUCGUUACACUGUUGAAGACACAGCUGGAAACACCGUGGAGGGGGGUUUUAGCAUCUUUGUGCAGCCAGUCAACAACAAACCACCUCAGAUUACAAACACUGGGUUUAGUGUGUUUGAACGUGGCAUGCAUAUCCUAACCCUGGCUGAGCUGGAUGCCACAGACCCUGACACGAAGAGUGAGCAAAUCACCUUUACUUUGGGUCAGCCCCCUAAACAUGGCCAGAUUCAGGUUGCAGUUACUGACUUGGAGAAAAAAGGAGUUUUCAGACUGCAGGAUAUCUCCAGUGGAACAAUAUCCUAUAUACAUAGUGGAGAGGAGACAGUAAGUGAUGAAUUUCAGCUGGAUGUUAGUGAUGGGAUUCAUACUGUGACUGUGACAGUUAAAGUGAAUGUAAAGCCUGUCGAUGAUGAAACUCCAACCAUCAGCCUCCCUGCAGGUACUAUUGGGUCCCAUAUGGACGUGCUAGAAAAUGGAGCCACAGAAAUCACAACUAAUGUGAUUCAGGGACACGAUGAUGACACUGAUGAUCUCCAGCUGACAUUUAUUGUGGAAGAUCCCCCAAUUUUGGGUGAAAUAUUGGUGAGUGGAUUGCCUGCCAAGAGGUUUACACAAGCCGACGUGAUUAAUGGUGUGGUUGUGUAUAGGCACACCAGUGGUGAGAUAGGUCUCUCCUCCCUGCAGGAUGGAUUUAAUUUGACUCUCACAGACAUGUCUGAUGAUUGGACGGUAGGUGGAAAUAAGGUCACUGGGGUUCAUGUUCGAGUCACUGUCCUUCCUGUCGAUAAUCAGGUCCCUGAAGUUACAGUUGGGAUUCAAUUCAGUGUCAUUGAAGGGGGGAAAUAUAGCAUUGGGCCCGAGCACCUGAGUGCUGAUGAUAAUGACACUCCAACGGAUGAUAUCCUUUGCACCAUCGUUGUCCAGCCAACUGCAGGAUAUGUGGAAAAUAUAUCCCCUGCCCCAGGCUCAGAAAAGUCAAGGUCAGGAACAGCUAUCAGUGCUUUUACUAUGCGAAACAUCAGGGAGGGGAAUAUCUUUUAUGUGCAGAGCAUUCACAAAGGGGUAGAGCCAGUGGAGGACAGGUUCACAUUCAGGUGCACUGAUGGCAUACAUUUCUCAGAAAACUAUUUCUUCCCAAUCAUUAUUAUCCCAGCAAAUGAUGAAAAACCAGAGAUUUUCUUGAGGGAAAUAGUGGUGAUGGAGGGGAUGAACAUUGUUAUCGACACUGUUAUCGUGAAUGGAGCGGAUGCUGACAUUCCAGCUGAAGAGCUGACAUUUAUAAUUUCCAGACAUCCCAAACAUGGUGCCAUUUUAAACCAACGAUCCACAGGCUCAGUUUUGGUAACUAAUUUCACUCUAGAAGAGAUCAGAGAGGCAUCAAGUAUUAUUUAUGAGCACGAUGACUCAGAGACAACUGAGGACAGCUUCGAUGUCAUUCUGACGGACGGGACGUACUCAGUGCAGAAAACAGCAAUUGUUCUCAUCAUCCCUGUUGAUGACGAGACCCCAAGAUUAACUAUCAACGAUGGUCUGGAAGUGGAAAUUGGAGAGACCAAAGAGAUCAACAAUAAAGUUCUGAAAGCAACAGAUUUAGAUUCGGAUGACAGUACGCUCACAUACAUUAUACGGUUCGGGCCUGGUCAAGGCGUCCUACACAGACAGACCCCGUCUGGGUCUCUGGAGAACAUCACCCUUGGCAUGAAUUUCACACAAGCUGAAGUUGAUGCAGGGCUUGUGCUUUACUCUCACAGUGGACAGGAGGGGAUCCGAGAUCUGGUCAAAUUUGAUGUGACGGAUGGGAUUAACCCUCUCAUUGACCGGUACUUCUAUAUAACUGUGGGCGGGAUUGACAGGGUCUUCCCAGAUGUGGUCAGUAAAGGUGUGUCUCUGAGAGAGGGUGGCAGAGUGACUUUAAGCACAGAUCUCCUCAGCACCACUGAUCUCAACAGCCCUGAUGAGAACUUGGUCUUCACCGUCACACGGGCCCCCGUCAGGGGCCAUUUGGAGUGCACCGAUACUCCGGGGUUGCCAAUUGUAUCUUUUACUCAACUUGAACUGGCUGGCAGUAAGAUUUUCUACAUCCAUACCUCAGAUGACGAGGUGAAAAUGGACAGUUUUGAGUUCGAAGUCACAGAUGGCUACAACCCCAUUUUCAGGACAUUUAGAAUCUCUAUUGUAGAUGUUGAUAAUAAGAAACCUGUUGUGACUAUAAAAAGCCUGACAGUCACAGAAGGACAGCUGAAGCUGAUAACACCAUUUGAGCUCACUGCUGAAGACCAGGACACACCUGAGAACAUGAUCACAUUCACCGUCACCCAGUUGCCUGUACACGGCAAACUGCUGUUCAACCAGUCCGUACCGGCCAGGAGCUUCACGAAACAAGACCUCAAUGAAAACCUCAUCAGCUACAAACACGAUGGAACUGAAUCAACCGAGGACUCCUUCUCCUUUACUGUCACGGACGGCAAACACAGCGACUUUUAUGUUUUCCCCGACACAGUUUACGAGACGAGGCGCCCUCAGAUGAUGAAGAUCACCAUUGUGGCCGUAGACAACGGUGUGCCCCAGAUCGUGGUUAAUAAAGGGGCAAAGACUUUGAAGAUUUUGCCCACAGGUCAGCUGGGGUUCCUCAUCACCCCCAGAGUGCUGAGGGCGGAGGACCGAGACAGCAGACCGGGCUCCCUGGUGUUUCGCCUCAGCGCUCAGCCACAACACGGUUACAUUGUUAACCUGGGACGUGGAAACAACUCCAUUGACUCAUUUAGUCAAGCCGAUAUCGACGACCUGAACGUCUGUUAUGUAUUGCGGAAUGAAGAAAAUGCCAGCUCAGAUGUCUUCCAUUUCUCUGUUGCGGAUAACGGAGGCAAUGAGCUUAAAGGUCAGCAGUACCGUCUGGACUGGGCCUGGGUCUCUAUGGAGAAGGAGUACUAUGUGGUAGAUGAGGACAACGCGUUCUUGGACGUGGUACUCCGACGGAGAGGGUACCUGGGAGAGACGUCUUUCAUUGGCAUCGGCACCGAGGACGGCAGUGCCAGGAAGGAUGAGGACUUCAAAGGGACGUCGCAGAAGCAGGUCCAGUUCAACCCCGGACAGACGAGGGCCACGUGGCGCGUUCGGAUCCUGACUGACGGGAAGUACGAGCAGGCGGAGACCUUCCAGAUUCUGCUGUCGGAGCCGGUGAUGGCGGUGCUGGAGUUCCCCGUCACAGCGACGGUGGAGAUCAUGGAUCCCAGUGAUGAGUCCAGUGUGUUCUUCCCUGAACAGAUGUAUUCAGUAGAGGAGGAUGCUGGGGAGCUAUUCAUCCCAGUACACCGCAGCGGAGACGUCAGCCAGGAGCUCAUGGUGGUUUGCUACACACAACAGGGUUCUGCCACAGGGACUCUCCCCACCACCGUUCUCUCGUACUCGGACUUCAUCUCGCGUCCAGAGGAGCACGGCAGCCUCCUUCACUUUGACCCGGGGGAGAGGGAAAAGCUGUGUCGAGUCGUCGUCAUCGACGACUCGCUGUACGAAGCGGAAGAGAGCUUCAAUUUGACCCUGUCCCUGCCUGUCGGGGGGCGUGUGAGCAAGCACUAUCCCACCACUAAGGUCAACAUCUUGGAAGAUAUUGAUGACGCUCCGGUAUUUUACUUUGGAGAGUUAGAGUAUCACGUGGACGAAAGUGAUGGGUAUGUGGAGGUCAAAGUGUGGAGGACUGGAACCGACCUGUCCAAGACUGGUACUGUAACUGUCCGCUCUCGCAAAGCACAGCCUGUCUCUGCAGAAGCCGGAACAGAUUACGUAGGCGUCAGUCCUAACUUGGACUUUGCCCCAGGUGUCAGCAUGCAGACAUUCAGGGUCACCAUUCUGGACGACCUGGGACGGCCGGAGCUGGAGGGGACGGAGAGCUUCGAGCUGGUUCUGAGAAUGCCGGCCAACGGCAUCCUGGGAGAACCUGGAAAGGCAACCGUCUUCAUCAAUGACUCAGUUUCCGACUUGCCGAGGGUUCAGUUCCGCCAGGCUUUUUACAGCGGCGAGGAGAGUGAUGGUCAGAUCACAGCAACGGUUUACCGCAGCGGUGACAUCAGACACGAGUCCUCGGUCCGCUGCUACACCCGUCAAGGCUCUGCACAAGUCGCCUUUGACUUUGACGAGCGACCCAACACAGAUGCAUCUGUCAUCAUUUUCUUACCAGGCGAGGUGGAGAAGCCGUGUGUUCUGUCACUGGUUGAUGACUCGGUGUACGAGGAGGGAGAAGCGCUGCGUCUGGUUUUAGGGAACCCGAGGAGCAGCUCACAGUUCGGCGCUUCACUGGGUGCUCUAAAUGAGACUCUGGUGACCAUCAAGGAUACGGCUGACAAACCUAUUAUCCGGUUUUUGGAGGCCAAAUUCAGUAUAAGUGAACCCAAGGAAGCUGGCGCCGUGGCAACCGUGAGGAUUCCUGUGGUACGAAUGGGCGACACGUCCAAAGUGUCAGUGGUUCGUGUUCACACUAAAGAUGGGUCAGCUGUCUCGGGAGAGGACUACUAUCCUGUGUCUCAAGACGUCGAGUUCAAACAAGGGGAUAAGCAACACGUCGUGGAAGUGGAGGUGCUGUUUGACGGAGUGAGAGAAAUGAGAGAAGCUUUCACGCUUCAUCUCAAGCCUGAUGAAAACAUGGUGGCCGAAACGCAGGUGACUAAAGUCAUCGUUUACAUCGAGGAGUCUAACAGCAUGGCUGAUGUCACCUUCCCCUCCUUGCCUCACGUGGUGUCGCUGCUCCACUACGACGACGUUGCCAGGACACCAGACAACCUCCAGCCGCCAGCCGGCUACCCAGUCAUCUGUGUCACAGCUUGCAACACCAAGUACCCGGACUACGACAAGACCGGCUCCAUCUGUGUCAGCGAGCACAUCGACGACACCCUGACCCGCUACCGCUGGCUCAUCAGCGCCCCGGCCGGACCCGACGGCGUCACCAGCCCCAUGAGGGACGCCGACUUCGACACGUUCUUCACCUCCUCCAAGAUGAUCACGCUGGACUCGGUGUACUUCCAGGCCGGCUCCAGGGUGCAGUGUGCUGCCAGGGCUGUGAACGCCAACGGAGACGAGGGUUUAGAGCUCAGCAGCCCCAUUGUCACCAUCAGCAAAGGGGAAGGUAUGUGUCAGCCUCGUAAGAUGGGAACUGUUGGCGCUGAACCUUUCUCUGCCAAGCUGCGCUACACUGGAGCAGACGACCUGAAACACCCCAACCUCAUCAAAUUGACAGUCACCAUGCCUCACAUGGAUGGUAUGCUUCCUGUGAUCUCCACUCGUUCUCUCAUGAACUUCGACCUGACUCUCAGUCCCGACGGAACCCGCGUUGGAAACCACCGCUGCUCCAACCUGCUGGACUUCAGCGAGGUCACCACAGAUCACGGCUUCAUCACCGCCUCGACGCGCAACCCUGAGAGCUUGGGAGACUCUGCGCCCUAUCAGUUCAGCAGCUCCCUACGGGGCAACAGCACGCUGCGCUUCUACAGGAACCUCAACCUGGAGGCCUGUCUCUGGGAGUUCACCAGCUACUACCACAUGUCUGAGCUGCUCACAGACUGUGGAGGGACCGUAGCCACGGAUGGACAGGUGCUGAACCUGGCGCAGUCCUACGUGACCCUGCGGGUGCCUCUGUACGUGUCGUACGUCUUCCACUCCCCCGUCGGCACCGGCGGCUGGCAACACUUUGAUCUGCAGUCGGAGCUGCGCCUCACUUUUGUGUAUGAUACUGCUAUUCUGUGGCAGGACGGUAUCGGCAGCCCCCCGCAAUCAGACCUGCAGGGUUCGUUGUAUCCCACAAGCAUGCGCAUCAAUGAGCAAGGAUGUUUGGUGGUAAACUUCCGCACCAGAGCUCAUUUCAGGGGUCUCUUCGUGGAAUCUCAUUCUUCUGGCAGAAACAAAAGAGCUGCCUCCAUGUCGUCCAUGGUGAUGAGUGUGGACCACGCGGGCCUGACCUUUAACCUCAGCCUGGUGAGGAGCGAGCCCUCCUACAACCAGCCGGUCCAGCAGUGGACCUUCACCUCCGACUUUGCAGUGAGAGACUAUUCUGGGGCCUACACCGUGAGGCUGAUCCCCUGUACAGCCGCCCAGAGCACGGAGUACACACUUCCACCCGUCUGCAGUCCCAGAGAACCUGUGACCUUUGACCUGGACAUCAGAUUCCAACAGGUGAGUGACCCGGUUGCAGUGGAAUUCAGUCUGAACACUCAGAUGUUCCUGCUGUCCAAGAAGAGCCUGUGGCUUUCUGAUGGAUCCAUGGGCUUCAGUCCGGAGAGCGAUGUUGCAUUUUCUGAGGGUGAUACAGUAUACGGUCGUGUGAUGGUGGACCCUGUGCAGAAUCUGGGAGAUUCUUUCUACUGCAGCAUCGAGAAGGUUUUCCUCUGCACCGGCGCCGACGGAUACGUACCCAAGUACAAUCCCACCCGCUCUGAAUUCGGCUGCCUGGCUGACUCUCCAUCGUUACUUUAUAGAUUCAAGAUUCUUGACAAGGCUCAGCCGGAGACUCAGGCGCGCAUGUUUGGCGACGUCAGCUUCAACGCUGUGCUGGCAGUGGACGAGCCGUCAGCCCUGCCGCUCGUCAGGCAGCCAGGAUCCGACGGCUUCAGGCUGGACUCCACAGCCAUGUUCCAGGUUGCUGCGGGGCGUGAAUGGUUCAUACACACCAUUUACACAGUUCGCUCCAAAGAGAACGCCAACAGAGGCGUUGGGAAGCGAAGCCUCGAGUACCACUCCUUCGUUUCCUCCAGCAACGAGCACGUCUUGACGUCUUCAAGUGUGAAAGCCGAUCGCUGGAGGAGGUCGGCAGGCGAUGAGAUCCCAGCUAUCGCCCAAGACAUUGGAAUAGACAACAGCCGUGGUACCAACAUUAUGCACAUCGCCUUAGACCGCACAAAGAGGAGGUCGGGGGAGUCGCAUGAGCUGUUUGCUGGCGGGCUGGAACGGGGGGAGCUGAACACAGAGGAGGAAGAGGAGAGUCUGGUCACCGUGGUGGGGGCGCUGGUGGGGCUGCUGCUGACUGUCCUCCUCAUCAUCACCGUCACGCUGGUGCUCAGAUCCACGCAGAGGGAUGGGAAGGAGGGCUGGAGGGAGGGGGUGCAGGAGGUGGUGAAAGGCUCCGUCAGCACCGAGCCCAUGCUGGUGGUGAGGAUGCAAGACUGCCACAACAGCUCAGAGGUCUGAACGCAGGGACGAACUGAUGGACACGUGGAGCUUUUAUACUUUUUUUUUCUUCUAAACAUAUUAAAUAAUUUCAUAUCACCAAAAAUGGAUGAAGAUGAAAUGAUUUGUUAGGUGUGCCUGUUAAUGGGGGAUAUUUCUACAACACUGAAUUCAUUCAAGCUUGAACAGUAAAACACCCUAUUUACCCACUGCAAAAACUCAAAAUCUUAACAAGAAUAUUUGUCUUAUUUCUAUUUAAAAUGUCUUAUUUUUAGUAAACAAAAAUCUCAUUACACUUAAAACAAGACUCAUC